GAAAAUCAGGCAUUCUCACGGAGUAACCAUGACCACUUGUUGCCUUGGAAACGCUGAAGAAAAACAUAAACAAAAGAUGAUGGACUGGGCCGAGGAACUCAAAAUGACCAUAAGAAAGACGACGGCCAGAAAGGGUCGGCGCUCCAAGAGUCGCGAUGUCUUGAAGGAGGAGUCUUCGCAGGCAGCUGAAGGAUCUAAGGAUAUCAGGCUCGAUAUCACUCUGAAUGUCCAGGCAGGAACUCCGCCCACAACUUCGGACACGGCUACUUCGUCCACAUAUAACAAUGAGUUCGAUUCGCAUCGCCCACCUAUCCGGAGAAUUUCGGGGGGUUGGGCGGACUCUGGACUCAAAGGAUUAAAGUCUAAAAAGAAUUCAUUCGACGAUGAGCGCUUUAAGCAAACCAAAUCUGCUACAAAUUCUAUACCAACGGAUGAUAUUCCCGUUAUCCCAGAUAUGGAUGAUGUCAAAGAUGAAAUUAUGCUAAACGAAAUAGUAGAACCACCCACAGUCGGUACCACACGUUCAGCAGUUUUGAAGGAGGCCAAUUCUGAUUUGCUUUCUCAGUAUGCCUUUUCGGCCGUUGAUGGCUUUGAUCUAUCAAUCCUUACCGAUUGCUUGGUCCCCCAAGAGAGUCUCAAUGAGAAGGACGAUCUAUGGCAGUGGGACAAACUCUUCACCGAAGUUACGGCUGAAAUCCAUUCGGAUAAGGCGCCCAAUAUGGGCGUGAAGAUAGGACCCGACGUCGUGCCUCCUACACAAUAUUCUUAAAAGAUUUCACUCUACAAUAACAGUGCAAUACAAACACUCAAUUUUUUAGAUAUUAAGGAAGUACAAACACAUUUCUUGCCUUAAAUCAUCACAAAAUAUACAUUACAGAGAUACUCAA
Drosophila ficusphila is the source of this 887-nucleotide messenger RNA. RefSeq names its product intraflagellar transport protein 43 homolog (gene IFT43). Gene Ontology annotation, biological process: intraciliary retrograde transport. The transcript has 5 exons. NCBI's taxonomy places the organism in Eukaryota, Metazoa, Arthropoda, Insecta, Diptera, Drosophilidae. The record is from RefSeq and is a predicted model, not a curated record. Gene Ontology annotation, cellular component: intraciliary transport particle A; cilium. The coding region runs from base 29 to 769 and encodes 246 amino acids.